Molecule: messenger RNA, 1822 nt
Organism: Gilbertella persicaria
Lineage: Eukaryota; Fungi; Mucoromycota; Mucoromycetes; Mucorales; Choanephoraceae
Product: ureidoglycolate hydrolase-domain-containing protein
Exons: 5
Coding region: 101-1744 (547 amino acids)
Biological process (GO): allantoin catabolic process
Molecular function (GO): ureidoglycolate hydrolase activity; ureidoglycolate lyase activity; allantoicase activity
Source: RefSeq, a predicted model, not a curated record
AUUCCUCACCCAUACGUGGCUUUUUGAUAUUUAAAAACUCCUCUGUAUCUCACCUUGCUUAUCGUUUUUUCUUUCCCCCUCUCUUUUAUUCUGUUUAAUAAUGACAAACGGACCUGCUUUUAAAAAGAUCCAAGCAGAAGAUUUUCCUAAAUCCAAGUUGUACAAGUCUAUUGAUUUGGCAAGUUCAGGUUUAGGAACCGCUGUUGUCAAAGUGACAGAUGAUUUCUUUGCACCUGCUUCCAUGAUGUUGAAUCCUCAACCUGCAAUUCAUUGCCCUGAUAAGUUUGUUGGUAAGGCAUCAUGUCUAUCAAAUAGCUUUAGUAUGUUGAUAUUCAUGUUAGAAACUGGCUCAUGGAUGGAUGGAUGGGAAUCGAAGCGUCACAACAGCUCGUAUGACUGGUGCAUUAUUAAACUGGGAUUUCCUGGUGUCAUUCACGGGUUUGAUAUUGAUACCAGCUUUUUUACAGGAAACCAGGCAUCUGCUGCUUCAGUUGAGGGCGCCUAUUGUCCUACUGGCACCGGCUUAGAAAAAGAUAUUGAAUGGAUCAAGAUACUUCCUCGAGUUGAGCUACCACCUUCUUGUCACAACAUUUUUGCUUUGGAGGAACAGACUGCCGUAUAUACCCAUAUCCGAUUGAACAAUUAUCCUGACGGUGGUAUUGCUCGUUUCCGUGUGUAUGGCGAUGUUCAGCCUAUUCUCCCUCAAGAUAAAAAUGAAAUCAUUGAUUUGGCUUUUGUUGGACACGGCGGACGAUCAGUUCAAGUCAGUGAUGAGCAUUAUGGUCCUGGUGACUUUUUAUUAUUACCUGGCAGAGGCAAGAAUCAGGCUGAUGGAUGGCAAACAGCUCGUUCUAGAGUAGAAGGUCAUUCAGAUUUUGUUGUACUUCGUUUGGGUGCUGCUGGUCACAUUCUACAAGCUGAAGUGGAUACAACCGAUUUCAAAGGCAAUUUUCCUCGACAAAUUAAACUUGAAGCUACCAAUUCAUCCUUCCAAGUGCCAGAUGAUAAUGCUGAAUGGUUCACACUUGUGGAGCCUUCAUCUACAGGCCCUAACGGUAUUUUUUAUUUCAAUACAUCCUUUACAGAGAAGGUAUUUACACAUGCUAAAAUCUCAAUUAUUCCCGACGGUGGUAUCAAGCGCCUUCGCCUCUAUGGUAUCGUUGAGGGAGGCGAAAUUCCUAAGCUUCCUAUUGUUGCGCCUACCAAUCUUCAAAACAGUGUUGUUGCACAGCCUUUAACCUCUGAAGCUUAUGCUCCUUAUGGGGAUGUGAUUCAUCCUGCUGCUACUAAAAAAGUCACCAGUGCUAAUCAAGGCACAGCUGAGAAAUAUCACCGUGUAGCCACUGUUGCCAACUUGUUUCCUAAUGAAAAUGGUAAAAUGAACCUUUGUAUCUUCCAUUGUCGUCCUACCACAGAGUUGCCAUUUACUGUCAAAUUAUUGGAGAGACAUCCUUAUUCUAGUCAAGCCUUUAUCCCAAUGACAGACGGUAAGACGCGCGCUUAUUUGGUCGUUGUAGCUCUCAAUGGUUUGGACGAUAAGCCUGAUAUGUCUACUUUAAAAGCUUUUAUUGCCACUACAAAGCAAGGCAUCAAUUAUCGUCAAGGCGUUUGGCAUCAUCCUAUGGUUGUUUUAGAACAUGAAACUGAUUUUGCCUGUGUUGUUCACGAAAGUGGCGUACCACAAGAUGAUUGUAAUGAAGUAGGCGUUACUCAUACAUUAGUUCAAGUGCCUGGUUUUCAAUAAACAUCAUUAUCUCAAAUACGACCAGUUUUAAACAGGGAAGAGGGAUAAACGGCUUAAGUUUAAUAAAUACAAAAAAAG